This is a messenger RNA of Asparagus officinalis (garden asparagus), 4851 nucleotides long. RefSeq lists its product as uncharacterized. Lineage: Eukaryota; Viridiplantae; Streptophyta; Magnoliopsida; Asparagales; Asparagaceae. The record is from RefSeq and is a predicted model, not a curated record. The transcript is spliced from 3 exons. Bases 1 to 4851 code for a protein of 1616 amino acids.
AUGACUGGUACAAUUAGUGGUGGAACUCCAGAAAGUGAUACUGCUGGCAAAAACGGAUACGCCUCUCGCUCCUCGAGUGCUACAAAAUCUUACUACAAACGAUGUCAUAAAGUCGAUCAGAUAUUGUGGAGCCUACUCAAUGGCAUGCAAUAUGCUACUAUUCCAAGGUCAGAAAUUCUUCUUAAUGUUGAGAAAUGGAAUAAUACAUUAAUUGGAUAUGUGCUUGGUGAUAAACCUUUCUAUUCACAUCUAAAAGGUUGUGUUGGACGUCUUUGGAAAGUAAACUGUUCCCUUGAAAUUUUUUCUAGAGAGAAUGGAUUCUUCUUUUUUAAAUUUGGUUCAAGUGAAGAGAUGAACAGAGUUUUAAAUGGUGGCCCUUGGCUAUUUGAUGGAAGGCUUAUCAUUCUCAAACAAUGGUCUGAAAAUAUUGGGUUAGAAAGAGAUCUCCUUACUACUGAGCCAGUUUGGAUUAGAUUCCCUUCUUUGCAUCUCAAGUUAUGGUCUACUAAUAUUAUUGGACGUAUUGCUAGCACUGUGGGUAUUCCUAUAUAUAUUGAUCAAGCUACUGCAUCUGGGGAGAGACUAGCAUAUGCCAGAUGUUUUGUGGAAAUCUCUUCUAAAGCUAAACUUCCGAAUUCUGUUAGAAUGGAUUUAGGCAAUGGAGAAUGGCUAGAAACUAAAGUGGAAUAUGAAUGGGUUCCUCCUAAAUGUAGCAAAUGUUUAGUUUUUGGACAUGUUGAGUAUCAAUGCCCUGUAGUUCUAGUUGAGAAAUGGGUCCCUAAAGCUACAUCUGAUGAAAGAGUUAAGGCCAUAGAAAAUGAGUUACAUGUUAAUGAUUCUAACUUGUCAGAUAAGACUUCUUCUCAGCAUAGUAUUCCAGACAUUGGUGCUAGCUCUGAUCAACCAAAAAUUGUUUCAGAUUCAGGUUCUCCUCAAGAGGAUGUUAUCAAUUCAUAUGGCUCAGAUAAAGGAAAAACAGUUCUAUCUGCUCCAAAUUUAUCGGAAGGAAAUGAUAAUUUGGUAUAUGGAAAUGCAGGUAUAAAUGAGGUACUACCAAAUGUGGAUGAUAAUGAUUCUGAAGACAUAUUAAAUGAUGAUACUUUUAUCAAUAUUGAAUUAAAUGAGUCUGUGGAAUUAUUAAAUCAAGAUGUGGUUGAUCAGAAUAAGAUGAUACAAGGCAUACAGGAUUCUACACUUAUUAGUGAGCACUCUGAUACAAGUAAAUCCUUAUCAGCUACAAAGGUGAACUUUGAUUCUUCAGACCCUACUACAAUUAUGUCAAAGAAGAAUGUCCAUGCAGCCAAUACAGGUUUUAAUAAUCAUAUUAAUUCCAGUCAUGCGCAACAAUAUCAAGAAGAGAAUGAUUCUUUACAAACAGGAGAAGAUAAAAUGAAGGAGAAAGUAAUAGAUUUUCCUAUUGCUACUGACAAUCCUGCCUGGUUACUAGAGAAAAAUCUGCUAGGUAGAAUAUGGAUAGCUUGGGAUUCUGAGGUGUGGAAUGGGUCAGUAUUAUCAGUUACAUUACAACAAAUAACUAUAAGUCUUCAGAACAAUGGAGGGCUCAGACUGAUUUUGAGUGUCAUUUAUGGGGAGAAUUCAGAAUUAAGAAGAACAGCAUUAUGGGCUGACAUUUCAGAUAUCUAUACCAAAGUUAACAAUAUGCCAUGGUUGUUAGUGGGUGAUUUCAAUAUUUGUAGAUUCUCUUCAGAGAAAGUUGGAGGUAUGAAAUUAACUACCAAGAAGCUUCAAGCAUUCAAUGACUGUCUUCAGCUAUGUGGUUUAUCUGAUAUCAAGAGUACGGGGUUAACUUGGACAUGGCAUAAUAAUCAACAAGGUAGAUACAGAAUCUAUGGUAAGUUAGAUAGGGCUCUGGGAAAUACUAAUCUGAUUGAUAAAUUUCCUAAUGCUUUUAUAGAAUAUAAAAGCUCCUCUUCUAGUGAUCAUACUCCAGUUAUUGUUCAUCUUGUAGCCUGCACAAAUUCAGAUCCAAAACCUUUCAGGUUCUUUAACUACUGGGUUCAAUGCCAGGGAUAUGAAGAAUUGAUCAAAGAGGUCUGGAAUAAUCAUUUUGAAGGCUCUACUAUGUUCAGAUUUGUUACCAAGCUUAAAAAUCUCAAAAAAGCUCUGAAACAUUGGACUAAAGAGACUUUCUCUUCAACAAAGGCUAAUAUUCUUAAAUUAUCUAAACAGUUGGAGAUCAUUCAAAGUAAAUUAAAUCAGGAUAUGGCAAAUGAGGAGUUACAGUCAGGAGAAACUGUAGUAUCUUAUGAACUUAGUGGAUGGCUUGAUAAGGAGGAACUUGAGCUCAGACAAAAAAGCAGACAAUUAUGGCUUCAACAAGGAGAUAGAAAUACUAAAUUCUUCUAUAACGCUAUUAAGCACAGAAUUUCUACAAACAAUAUCAGGUAUAUUAUUAAUCAAGAUGGUACUCCUAUAUCUUCUUUUGACAAGAUGAAAAUGAUUGCCCCUAGAUUCUAUGAAGAUCUUUUCAACCAAACUUCAUACUGGAAUGUGUUUCCUAAAGUCACAGUGAAGAAAAUCCUAACUGUAGAAGCUAAGCAAUGGUUAGUUAAGGACAUCAAUCACAAGGAGAUUAAAGAGGCACUUUUCCAAAUGAAUCCAGAUAAGGCUCCAGGCCCUGAUGGGUUUAACGCUUAUUUUUACCAACACAAUUGGAGUAUGAUCAAGGAUGAUGUGAUUGUUGCUGUGAAGUCUUUUUUCUCUUCAGGUAAAAUACUUAAACAGAUAAACCACACUUUUCUCACUCUAGUGCCAAAAUCAAAAGAAGCCACUUCCAUUCAAGAUUAUAGGCCUAUCUCUUGCUGCAAUGUUAUUUACAAAAUUAUUUCUAAGAUCUUAAGUAACAGAUUGAAGUUGGUUGUGGGAGAGUUGAUUUCAAAUAAUCAACAUGCUUUUCUGCAAGGUAGACAAAUAGGUGAAUGUUCUUUAUUGGCGCAUGAACUUCUAAGAGAUUUCUCUAAGAAGCAUGGAAAAAGAGCUUGUUUCAAAAUUGAUCUGCAUAAAGCUUUCGAUAGCAUAAAUAGGGAGUUUGUUUACUAUAUUAUGCACUGCAUGGGAUUUCCACCAAUAUGGAUCAAUUGGAUCAAAGAAUGCCUCUCUACCCCUUCUUUUUCAGUCCUGUUAAAUGGCUCUUCAACUGGGUUUUUUCAAAGCAAUAGGGAUAUUAGACAGGGGGAUCCUCUAUCCCCUUAUAUAUUUGUUUUGGUGAUGGAAUUUUGGUCUAUUAGCAUGGAGGUUGCUACCAUUUCGGGGAAAAUUCAGAAUAUUAAGAAGAAUCACAAUCUGCAAGUAUCCCACUUAUUAUUUGCUGAUGAUAUGCUGGUCUUUUGUAGAGCUAACAGGAAUUCUUUUGAGGGCAUUAACAAUUUAUUGGAGUCUCUUACACUUUAUAUAGGGCUGAGUAUCAAUAAAAGCAAAAGCAGAAUUUUCUUCAGCAAAGGAUGCAGAAAUAAAGAUGUUCUAAGUUCUUUUAUGGGCAUAUCAAGAGGGUAUCUCCCAGUCAAAUACUUGGGUUUACCUUUAUCUUUCAAUUAUCCUAAAGCUAAAGAUUUUCUACCGCUAAUUGAUAAAGUUAGAAGAAAGAUUGAAGGCUGGAUUACAUACUCCUUAUCUUUUGCUGGAAGGAUUGAACUCAUUAAAUCAGUUCUAUAUAGUACCAUUGCAUAUUGGUAUUUUGUCUAUAAAUUCCCCAACUCAAUUGUUCACAGUUUGGAGUCUAUUUUUGCUAACUUUCUAUGGAAAGGAAAGUUACAUACUAUCAAUUGGAAGGAUAUUUGCCGUCCAAAAAAAGAAGGAGGAUUUGGUUUGAGGAAAUUAAAUGAUCUAUGUCAUGCUGCUGGCAUUAAAUUGAUAUGGAGACUUAUUACUACUUCUACCCUUUGGUCUAAUUGGAUGAAAUUCAGAUAUGUCAGGGAUGGAAAUUUUUGGGAUGCACCAGCUCAUGCUAUGGACUCUGGAACUUGGAAGUUCUUUUCAGGUCUUAAAUCUAAAGCAAUGUGUUGCAUUAGGAAAUCAAUUGGUAAUGGUGAAACAACUUCUCUUUGGUUUGAUCCUUGGGUUCUUGAAGGCAGACUGUCGGAUACUCUAUACCAAAUAAAUCCACAUCUAACAGGCACAGAAGAUUGGUCAGUUGCUCACAUCAUUCAACAAUCUCAAUGGCAUGUUGUAUUACCAUGUCUCUUUCCAAUAAUUCAGUAUAUCUCAAAUAUUAAAAUAAUUGGGCAAGAUGAUCAAUGGUUUUGGCUACCUAAUGCAAAUGGUAAAUUCACUUUUGAGUCAGCAUGGAAUCAGGUAAGAACAUCUUACCCUUCUUAUGAGUUUUUUAAUGUGGUUUGGUUUCCUUCAUCAAAUCCUAAGAUGGCUUGCUGUAUGCUUAAAAGUUUAUAUAAUAGAUUGGCAACUAGAGACAGACUGUUCAGAUUUGGAAUUAUCUCUGCUGUGGAGUGUGUUCUCUGUUCUGGUGGGAUUGAGUCUAGAGAUCACCUUUAUUUUCAAUGUCCUUAUUCUGCAUAUAUUUGGAAGCUCUGUAAACUCAAACUUCAGCUUGAUGCCACGGUCACAAAUGACCUCAGAAAUGAAGCUCUGGAAAUUCAAUCAAAGUUCAAGUUGAAAGACAAAACUUAUAUUCUGUCCAGAAUGGUUUUAAAUGCAGCUGUAUGGCAUAUUUGGCAAGAAAGAAAUAGGCGUAUAUUUCAAGCUCAACAGUUGCACAAGGUGAUGGUGUUUAGACGUCUCUACGAGGAUAUAAAUGUUUUACUUAGAACCUGCACAUGGAAGACUGGUAAUAAUAAUAUCCUUGCUAAUUGGGAAUCUGCAGAGAAAUGUAAUUAA